Molecule: messenger RNA, 1802 nt
Organism: Opisthorchis viverrini
Lineage: Eukaryota; Metazoa; Platyhelminthes; Trematoda; Opisthorchiida; Opisthorchiidae
Exons: 6
Coding region: 32-1639 (535 amino acids)
Cellular component (GO): mitochondrion
Molecular function (GO): propionyl-CoA carboxylase activity
Source: RefSeq, a predicted model, not a curated record
CAACGCUCAAGUGCGAGCGGUAAAGCAUACGAUGCUUCAUUCUGCUCGUAAUUCUUUACGGCUUUUAUCGGUGGCUCGCGCACCUAACCUCCGUUUCAUCUCGGGGGCAGCACACACCCUCGAGGUCCGUCACAAAAUCGAGGAAACUCGCGAUAAGAUCGUACUUGGGGGUGGUCAGAAACGUAUCGAUGCGCAGCACAAGCGUGGCAAGCUGACGGCACGCGAACGUAUCGAUCUAUUGGCCGAUCCUGACACAUUUGUGGAGUACGACGCCUUCAUGGAACAUGACUGUUAUGACUUUGACAUGCAAAAACAGCGGGUCACUGGAGACAGUGUUGUUACCGGUCACUGUCAGGUCAAUGGAAAAACUGUCUACCUGUUCAGUCAAGACUUUACCGUAUUUGGUGGAAGUUUGAGCCUGGUUCAUGCUCGAAAGAUCUGCAAGGUCUUGGAUCAAGCUAUGCUCGUCGGAGCUCCUGUGAUUGGUUUGAAUGACUCGGGUGGUGCACGCAUCCAAGAGGGCGUAGCAUCGCUGGCCGGCUAUGCAGAUAUCUUCCAGCGCAACGUGAACGCCUCCGGUGUCAUUCCACAAAUCUCUCUCAUCAUGGGUCCCUGUGCUGGUGGUGCUGUUUACUCCCCCGCCCUGACAGAUUUUAUUUUCAUGGUUCAAGAUACCUCAUAUAUGUUCAUCACAGGUCCAGACGUAGUCAAGUCAGUGACAAAUGAGGAUGUCACCCAGGAUGAACUGGGUGGUGCAAAAACUCAUUGCAGUGUCUCUGGCGUGGCCCAUAGGGCCUACCAGAACGACGUGGAGGCCAUACUCAGUGUUCGUGACUUUUUGACCUACUUACCGUCGUCCAAUAGACAGACAUGCGCUCCGGUGCGUGAAUGUCACGAUCCAGUGGACCGACUGGUUCCAGCUUUAAAUACGAUUGUCCCACUGGAGCCUACCAGUGCCUACGAUAUGUACGAGGUCAUCUAUGCAAUCGUGGAUGAACGCGAAUUUUUUGAAAUCAUGCCUUCGUAUGCGAAGAACCUCAUCGUCGGAUUCGCUCGCCUUGGAGGCCGUACAGUUGGUGUGGUUGCCAACCAGCCCCGUGUAUCAGCCGGCUGCCUGGAUAUCAACUGUUCGGUGAAGGGUGCUCGAUUCGUUCGUUUCUGCGAUGCAUUCAACAUCCCGCUCAUCACAUUUGUCGAUGUCCCCGGUUUUCUGCCAGGAACUAAUCAGGAAUACGGUGGUAUCAUUCGACAUGGAGCGAAGCUUCUGUUCGCCUUUGCUGAGGCUACUGUGCCUAAACUGACCGUGACCACGCGUAAAUCCUACGGCGGAGCCUACUGUGUGAUGAGUAGCAAGCACCUCCGUGGGGAUAUCAAUUAUGCUUGGCCCUCAGCGGAGGUGGCUGUAAUGGGUGCCAAAGGUGCGGUCCAAAUCAUUUUUCGUGGAAAAGAGAACCAGGCUCAGGCCGAAGAGGACUACAUUCGAACGUUUGCGAACCCAUUCCCAGCUUCUGUUCGAGGCUAUAUGGAUGAUAUCCUAGAUCCUCCACUGACACGGAAACGCCUUUGCCAUGAUCUGGAAAUGCUGCAGACCAAGUCGUUGACGAACCCGUGGAAGAAACAUGCCAAUAUGCCUUUGUAACAGAUUCACCGCCUUACACGCAUCCUCUUCCGAAUUCUUCGUUUGUGUUUUUUGUUAAUUAAUGUGUCAUGACUAGUCAAUGAUUAUUCGUUAUUAUUUUUUAUUUUUAUAUGCAACAGUUAUUGUGUGUGAGCAAUAACAUUUCCCCGUGCAUUCCUUCUGU